AUGAACAACUCGGUAUGUCUCAUCUGCAAAGGUAACAUUAAGACAAUCUUUGCAGUGCCAUGCACAUGUGAUCAUGUAUUCCACCUCGCCUGCCUCAUGCGGUGGAUAUCACAGAAGACAACCGAUCACUACUGCCCAUGUCCUCAAUCAUCUUGUGACAAAGAAUUCGACUCUCUCAAUGUCCUCUCAACGGAUGUGGGCGGUUUGAAAUUGUUAACGACAAUAAAUAAUCUUAUCUGUCCCAUCUGCAUCGACGUCUUAAAGUCACCUAGUGUAAUUAUGAAUUGUUGUGGAAGAACGAUUUGUCUUGACUGUUUUAUCCCAGCGCUCGAGCGAAAAUCGGAAUGCCCAAUGGACAGAAGUGGCUUGAACGAAAUUACUGCCUUGUCUUGGACCCAGGAUUCAGCAACACUUUUCAGAGAUUAUAAUCCAACUGUAAAAUAUUUAAAAGAUAUCGGACGUGCUCUGUCAUCAAACUACACAUGUCGUCUGUGCAAAUCUCCCGAAGAUGCCGAUAAUAUCUACUUUUGUAUUUCCUGUUCCGCUUAUUAUCAUCGCAAAUGCGAUCCAAACAUUGUUUUCCAAUGUCAUCCUUUUAUUUGGAUAUGCAGAUCGUGUAUUGAACAAUCUAGAGGGGAACCAAAAUGA
Messenger RNA from Rodentolepis nana, 648 nucleotides. The record is from the annotation of a GenBank genome assembly. Lineage: Eukaryota; Metazoa; Platyhelminthes; Cestoda; Cyclophyllidea; Hymenolepididae.